This is a messenger RNA of Uranotaenia lowii, 7450 nucleotides long. It is a transcript of the gene didum, whose product is annotated as unconventional myosin-Va. Gene Ontology annotation, cellular component: actin cytoskeleton; cytoplasm; myosin complex. Gene Ontology annotation, biological process: vesicle transport along actin filament; actin filament organization. The record is from RefSeq and is a predicted model, not a curated record. Bases 1110 to 6527 code for a protein of 1805 amino acids. Gene Ontology annotation, molecular function: microfilament motor activity; actin filament binding; ATP binding. The transcript is spliced from 12 exons. Lineage: Eukaryota; Metazoa; Arthropoda; Insecta; Diptera; Culicidae.
CAUUCGUUUCGGAACGUGGACGUCUCGUCGCGAUUCGCGGUCCCUGCUUGUGCUGUUCUUCAAGAACAAGUCAGUAGUCAGUGAACAACAACAACAACAGAAAACAACACCGAAGAACGGGGAACGCAAAAAAGAAGUGUCAGUGGGAAAAGAGUCUUCCCCCCUUGUCGGUUGGGUUGGUUGGCCUGCGUUUUUUGGGGAAACGACGUAUACGGUGGGAAGUGCGAACGAAGGUAUUUUGGGUUACUUUCUUCCUAUUAUUUUCGUUUUCUUACGGCUGUGACCUCUCUCUCUCACUCGCUCUUUCACUUGGUGGGGUAGUGUUGUGGGGUAAAAAAGGAGCACACAGCUAGAGCCCCCCAUUUGGGUUUGGGCUUCUCGUACAUAUUAUCUGGAAAUUGUUGGAAUUGGAAUGGAAGCCGUGCGGUUGUUUGCGGAAAAUAAUUACACAUUACUGUGCGGAUUGUGUCACUGGUUCGCCACUGCUGGUUCCGGUUCAGCUUUAUCACGUUAAACUUCAGUUGAGAUUGAAUUUUCGGUUAAGGUUAAAGUAUGUAUUUAUUUAUACCAAGUACGCCGUAAGCAACGAAGCAUGUGCAGUGUCAUUUAGAAAAAAGGCUACUAUUGGCCUUGAAAGUGUGUUAAUCAACCUUGAAAUCUCACGACGUUUGACGUGACUCGUAAAGGUUGCAAAAAUUGUGAUUUCCCUCCGGUUUUUGAUCAAUCCGUUGAGAAUAGUCUUAUCAACCUUAUUUCAGGGGUUGUGCUCAUCCCCCAAAAAAUCGUCAACAUUGACACAGUUCCAAGUUUCCAGGUUACUGUCUGUUCCCAAAAAUACAAAGAGUUAAAAAGCGACGUCACUUCACACACAUUCAACUGUACGAAGAAGGAAAGAAUUCAAAGAAGAUCGGUAACGGUGCGGAUAUCCACGACGAUACCCAUUUGCCAUCCGAGGAGAGUGCUGCGGUAUAGCAACAAAAGCACUUUCAAGAGCCUCGCGUCGUACACCGAUAGCGUCGUCUAAUACCUACUUGAGGCAGCAGCAACGUGUUUCGCAGUCGUUUUUUGGUUCGAAGUAGAGAGCACAAGCUGAGCUCUGAGGCCAGGCCAUGUCAUCAACGGAGCUGUACGUAAAGGACGCCCGGGUAUGGAUCCCGCAUCCGGAAACCGUCUGGCAGGGGGCGGUCGUGACCAAAGACUACAAAGAAGGCGACAGCACGCUAGAGCUGGUGGUAGCCGAAGGACAGCAGAAGCACACGAUCCAAAUCAAAUCCAGCAGCGAUCUGCCCCCGUUGCGGAACCCUGCCAUCCUCAUCGGCCAGAACGAUCUCACCGCACUGUCCUACCUGCAUGAACCGGAUGUGCUGUACAAUUUGGAGGUCCGCUUCCGGGAACGGCAUGCCAUCUACACCUACUGUGGAAUCGUCCUGGUGGCGAUCAAUCCUUACGCGGAGCUUCCGCUUUACGGUGCGGAUUUGAUACGGGCCUAUCGGGGCCACUCGAUGGGUGAACUGGAACCACACAUCUUCGCCGUGGCCGAGGAGGCGUACGCCAAGUUAGAACGAGAAAAAUGUGAUAUUAGUAUAAUUGUGAGUGGGGAAUCGGGAGCCGGAAAGACCGUUUCGGCCAAGUACGCUAUGCGAUAUUUCGCUGCUGUUGGGGGAAGCGAAUCGGAAACGCAGAUCGAGAAGAAAGUCCUGGCGAGUAAUCCGAUUAUGGAGGCGAUCGGAAACGCAAAAACAACCCGCAACGACAAUAGUUCACGGUUUGGAAAGUUUACCAAGCUGCUGUUUACCAAUCAGAUAUCACUGAUGUCACUUACGGGAGGGACCAUGCAGACGUACCUGUUGGAGAAGUCUCGGGUGGUAUUCCAGGCUCCUGGCGAGCGAAACUAUCACAUAUUCUAUCAGCUUUGUGCGGCCAGAAAACAGUGGCCGGAACUGAUGCUGGAUCACCAGGACAAGUUCCACUUUCUGAACCAAGGCAACUCGCCGGACAUCGUGAGGGUAUCGGAUGAGGAUCAGUUCAAAGAAACCGUCAACGCCCUUAAGGUUCUUGGCUUUGAUAACGGUGAAGUUAGUGAUAUCAUGAAGAUUUUGGCAGCUGUGCUGCAUUUAGGAAAUAUACAGUUUACCCAUAAGCAACGAAAGCAGACGCAGGAAGUGGACCAGGAAGCAUGCAGUAUAGCGCAAGACGAUCUGCAUCUGAACAUAUUCAGCGACAUCCUGAAGCUGGAUCGGGAAGAGCUGCGCAAGUGGUUCAUGAACCGAUUGAUCGAAUCCAUCAACGAUAGUGUGUUGAUUCCGCAGAAUAAAUCCCAGGCGGAGGCAGCUCGAGAUGCGCUAGCCAAGCACGUGUACGCGGAACUUUUCCAGCAUAUCGUUAAGAAAAUAAACCGAAAUCUGUCCGGCAGCAAGAAGCAGAACUGUUUCAUCGGCGUGCUGGACAUCUAUGGCUUCGAAACGUUCGACAUCAAUUCGUUCGAGCAGUUCUGCAUCAACUAUGCCAACGAAAAGCUGCAGCAACAGUUCAACCAGCACGUGUUCAAACUGGAACAGGAACAGUACCUGAAGGAAGGUAUCGAGUGGACGAUGAUCGAUUUCUACGACAACCAGCCGUGUAUCGAUCUGAUUGAGACGAAGCUGGGCAUUCUGGAUCUGCUGGACGAGGAAUGUCGGAUGCCGCGGGGAUCGGAUGAAUCCUGGGUUGGGAAGCUGUUCGAGAAGUGUGGAAAACAUAGGCACUUCGACAAGCCACGUUUCGGGACCAGUGCGUUUCUGAUUAAACAUUUUGCCGAUACGGUCCAUUAUGAGUCGCAUGGAUUCCUGGAGAAGAAUCGGGACACCGUCUCGAAGGAACUGGUCAAUGUGUUGCGGAUUUCGGAUAUGAAAUUGUGCCAUAAGCUGAUGAACGCUCAGGAUGAGGCUUCGUCGGAAUCGGUUGAGUCGCCGAGGGGAGGGGCAGGCGUUAAGGUCGUCAUCAGUGCAUCCAGGGCUCAGCCUGCAGAUAAGCGAAAAAAGCCGAUGACUCAGAAGCAGCAGCGCAAGACGGUCGGUUCCCAGUUCCGAGAAAGCUUGACCCUACUGAUCACCACGCUCCACAACACGACACCGCAUUACGUCAGGUGCAUUAAGCCCAACGAAGAAAAAGCCGCCUUCAAGUGGGAGGCACCGAAGAUCGUCCAGCAGUUGCGUGCCUGUGGCGUGCUGGAAACGGUACGAAUAUCUGCGGCCGGGUUUCCCUCGCGGUGGGUGUACGAGGACUUUUAUGAACGCUAUCGGUUACUUUGCAAGCGGGUACAGAUCGUGGAUUGGAACGAGAAGGCCACCUGUACCAAUAUUGUGCGCAACUGGCUAACCGAUCCGGACAAGUAUCGACUGGGUAAGACGCAGAUUUUCUUCCGGGCCGGGCAGGUCGCCUAUCUGGAGCAGUUGCGCGGCGAUGUCCGCAAGAAGCACAUCAUCCUGGUGCAAUCGCUGAUCCGGAGGUUUAUCUGUAGGAAGAAGUAUCUACGUUUGAAACGGACUGCUCUCGGGCUGCAACGGCAUGCGCGAGGAAUGUUGGCUAGGAAGAAAGCGGAAGAUCUGCGGCGAAAUCGUGCUGCCAUCACGAUUCAAAGAUACGUCCGAGGUUGGCUCAAACGGGUCAAAUAUCAACGCGUUCGAAAGUCAGUUCUUGGUAUACAAACAUACGCACGUGGUCUUCUGGCCCGGCAGAAGUUCAAAAUGGUCCUGGAUAAUUACAAAGCCACUCAGAUUCAGCGACUGUGCCGGGGUUAUCUGGCCCGGAUGCGUACCAAGAAGCGUUUGGCCAACAUAGUCAAGUGUCAAGCCACAAUUCGUCGCUUCCUGGCUCGCCGUCAGUACAAACGUCUAAAGGCGGAAGCCCGUACCAUUUCGCAUAUCCAAAAAAUGUACAAAGGUUUGGAAAACAAGAUCAUCGAGCUGCAGCAGCGCUACGAUCAGAUUUCGAAGGAGAAUACAGAUUUGAAAAAACAAAAUGCAACCAUACCGGAAAUGCGCGUGCAGCUACAGGACCUGAAACGCCAAGAAAACGAACUCAAGGCCCUGAAGCUACAGCUAGAACAAAAGGAUGAAAAACUGAUUGUCGUAAUCAAGCAGCUAGAGGGAGAACGCGACGAAAAGAUGAUCCUUCUUGAGGAAAAGCAAAGAGAAGAGGAGGAACGAAUGAAGGAACGUGUCCUUAUGGAACAGGACCUAGCCAAAAUGCGCGAGCAGGUUAAAGAAAUCAGCACCGUAAACAAACUCGAAAAAGAUCGACUACUUUCCCAAGCGGAUUCCAACGAAAUACACGCAGCCUAUCAACGCAUGAUGAAGGACAAAGAUCAUCUGGAAACCGAGAACAACGCCCUGCGCCACGAACUGAAACGAAUGCAACACAUCGUCAGCAAUUCGCACGAUCUCAAGACCCAUUCCCGGUCGGUGAGCAACGCUUCCAGCACCAACGAAGACGACUACGGGUACAACUCCGGCAAAAACACCCUGGAAAUCCGUCGCUCUCCGCAUCAUUCUUACGAAGACCACUCAACCCCAAAUACCAGCGACAGUCCACCGGAGAAGGAUCAAACAGCCAUCAUCCUGAAGAUGCGGCAUCUCUUCGAGGAGGAGAAGUCCAAGAGCGACCAGCUACGCAAAGAGGUAGCUCGUUUCCGCAAAAAUGCCUCCUUCAGUACCGAGGACUCGAUCCGGGCCUCGGAACUGGAGGUGGAAAUCGAAAAGCUUCGACAGGACUACAACCUGCUGCGGAAUAGCAUCAAACGAGGUGUUGAAGACCUUGAAAUAGAGGCACAGUACAACGCUCUUCAGGAAGAGCUGAGACGUCGUCGAGAUGAGUGUAUUUCCCUGAAGGCUGUAUUGGCACAGCAGAGUCAAUCGCUUAGGUCGCUGGGACAGUUCGGACUGAAUCCGAAUGGUGACAAUAGUUUACGGAUUCACGAUGAGGUCGAACUGAUGGAGGCCUUCCAGGCGCAGAAGUUGGUCAACCGUCAGCUUGAGUCAGAACUGAGAGCUUUAACCGAUGCCAAUAACGAAACGUUGGUAGAGAACAAUAAAAUCAUUGAGGGACUGCGCAAGGAGGUGCAAGAUUUGCAGACCAUAUUGCAGGAUCAAGUUGAAGGUACCGUGGAGAAUGUUGAUGUGGACGCUUUGAAACAGAGUGAACAGUUCUUGAGGCAUGAGUUGAAGAAGUCUACGGCAGCGUAUGUAGAACUGCAAGAGCAGUUCAACGAGCUUCUGGCCAGGAUUGGUGACUUGACUAAGAAAAAUAAUAUCCUCUGCAACCGGUUACGGGACCACGGCUUGAACGAUUCCAUACUGUCGAACGAUGAGUUCCAGAAUAUGGCUGUUGUGGUCAAAAAGAAGGCACAAUCCUACCAGGGUAUCUUGAAGUAUCGGCAGGAAGAUGAAACCAAGAUCCUGCAGCGAUUGGUAACGGACUUGAAGCCACGUGUAGCAGUGACCUUGCUGCCAAGCUUACCCGCCUAUGUAGUGUUUAUGUGUAUCCGCUACACAGAUCUUGUGAACACGGACAAUCAAGUGCGAUCUCUUUUGACCCGUUUCGUACAGAUGAUGAAGCGGCUGUGCAAAGUACCAAACAUUAGCGAAAUUCGAAUCCUGUGGCUAGUCAAUACUUUAACUUUACACAAUCUUUUGAAGCAGUUCGGUGCCUAUCCGGACUACAUGCAGUACAACACCGAAGCCCAGAACCAGCAGCAAUUGAAGAACUUUGAUCUCUCGGAGUAUCGUCAGGUGAUCUACGAAACGAUCAUCAGCAUGCACGACGUUCUGAUGAGGCAGAUUGAAGAGAGCCUCAAACAGUUCAUCGUACCGGCCAUACUGGAUCACGACGAAAUGGCCCGAGGUAGAAGUCGAGGUCGAACCAUGUCCCUGGACAUUUCGCCGGAGCAAAAUCGGGAGCCCAAGACGCUGGUGCAGCAGCUGGAUAUGUUGCACAAGCUGCUGAGCAGCCACGGAAUGGAGUCGUGCUACAUCGAGCAGAUCUUUAAGCAGCUUAUGUACUACAUUUGUGCGGUGGCCGUUAACAGUCUGAUGCUGCGGGGUGAUUUGUGCAUGUGGAAGACGGGCAUGAAGAUACGCUACAACGUAGGCUGUCUGGAGACCUGGGUCCGCACCAUGGCAAUGGAUCCAGACGUGGCGAAACCACUGGAACCGCUGAACCAAAUCUCCGGAAUUCUGCAAGCCCGGAAAACGGAGGAGGACGUUCAGACCCUGCUGGAGCUGAGCACUUCCCUCACUACACCGCAGAUUUUGAAGAUCAUAAAAUCAUACUCAACGGACGACUGUGAGAACGCGAUCAAGCCGAUCUUCAUCGAACGGCUAACCCAGCAGCUGAAGGAACGAGCCAAACACAGCGAAUCGGAUACUUACAUGAUGGACGAGGAGAUGGUUCUUCCGCUGGUCGUGACCUACAAGUACAGUGAAGUCAACCUGGAGGAAAUCGAUGUACCGGAAGAGUUGAACCUUGACGGACUUAUCACGAAAAUAUAAAUGAUCAACCAUUAAAGGUAAGUAUUAAUAUUUGUUUAGAAAAAAAACAAGCUGUUUUAUCUGUCAAUCGAAUAAUAGUGAAGGCAAAAUUUGAGUGUUACCGAAAGCUGGAUUGUUGAUUGUUGAAGAACUGCUUUUAUCGGCUAACACUGGACUUUACUUCUACUGGAUUGUUAGUUUUUGUUGAUUCUUAAACAAAAGAAAUAAUACAUAUUCGAGAAAAUGAGUUCUAUCGAAAUCAAAAAACAAGUAAACGUCUAACGUUUUGUACCCCGCGCGUAACUAUGUCGUACUCAGAGUACGGUUUCUCUGCCUUUCAAAUGUAUUUGGCUGACUAAAAGUUCAAAACUACGGUUUCAGCCGCCUUCCAAUCAAUCGGAACAUCGAUCGCUCUUCUGAUCCAUGUUGAACUUCACAGAGUUAAAAACAAAAAGUGCAUUUACUAGUCCUAUUAUAGCGGACUAGAACGAGAUGGUAUUCCAUUAUUGUAUUAUAUAGUUUAUUUACCCACUAUGUUUGGACGGGCGUUCAACUUAGGAUUAGGAACAAAACAACGGAAGCAAACGGAUUAAAAGAACCAUACCUAUAAAUUAUAUUUAUUGCAUCUAGACGCGUUCGAUAGUUUUUAGAAGAGCUAUCGCACUUAUUUAAAGAAUAAAAAGAAAACAAUAAUCUAUACAGACAGUUGACACUGAAAACUACUUAAUAAACAAUCACUGGAUGGAAACGAAAGUACACAUAGCGAAAAGGAAACCAUUAGAGCAUUAGCAUACAAACAUAUAUAUUACUUAAUGUUACGUAAUAUUACUACUAUUUAUCGUUUAGUAGCAUUUUUUUGCUAAAUAGAAAAAUUUAUGAAGAUGAACUCACGGAUAGUUGCCGUGAGCUGCUGGCAUGUUAACCAAUAAAGCAAGUCAAGAUUA